UCUUGUUGACUUGAUAUCCAUCUUACUUGAUUUUAUGUUCCAUGUUGAAUUUCUUUUAGGUUAUCCGUAUUAUGGCCAUUAUGGCGCAACAGCCGAUUGGCGCCAAGCUUACCACUACGGAGCUCACAUGUAUCUCCCUCAACAGUACUCGCAGUUCACAACAACAAUGCAGCACCCCCCGUAUAUGCCUUAUCAAUACCCAGGCCGGAAAUUAGAUUCAUCCAAAACGGACGAUCCCCACACCCCCACAAUAAACGCCGUGGUCCAACAAAUAACCCAAGAAUUGAAACAAAUUUUAAAGCGGGAUUUUAAUAAAAAAAUGGUCGAAUUCACCGCGUUCAAAAAGUUCGAAACGUGGUGGGAGGACGAAACCUCAAAAGAAAAGGGAAAAGAAAUCAAAAAAGACGAAAAUUCCACCGAUAAAUCGAACAAAGAUAAUAUUAAUAUAUUAUUAGAAGCGAAUCGUGAAAAUAUUUAUAGUAAUAUUAAUUUGGAAAGUAUCGGAAGCUUCGGGUUGGGUUUAAAAGCUUCCCUGCCGAAAAUGCCGAGUUUUCGGCGGAAAAAAGUUCCAUCUCCUGUUAUCGAGGAGGAAAACGAAGAAAUAGUCCUUUCGGAUUCAGAGCACGAAAAAAAGCAACCCGAAGCGGAAUUAAAAAGGGUCCGAAAAACCUCAACGAGCUCCUCAAGCUCAUCAAGCUCGUCGUUUAGUUCCGACGAAGAGAGUUCAUCGAGCGACGAAACCUCAGACUCGGAAUCAUCCGAGCACGAAGUCAAAAUAUGGAACGAGAAUAUCGGGACUCCCCCUGAAAGAACAACCCCCGUUCCAAACGAAUUAGAAUUAGCGGAGAGUAUCGAAACCAACUUAGAGAUCGUUAAGGAAAUCAUUCAAAAAGAGGAAUUUAAAAAGAUUACUUAUGAAAGUGAAAGCAGCGAUUUAAGUGAGGGUGAGAGGGAAUACUUGGAGAAGAGACGAAGGAAUACCGAGUGGAUGGAACAAAUUGAGAGGGAGAAAGAGGAGCGUUUGGAGAAAGAAAAAAGUUUUGAUGAAGAAAACAUCAAUUUAACGGAAGAAAUUAAAGUUGAAAAAAUGGAAAUUGACGAGGAAGUUAAAAAAGUUGAAAUUGAAACCAUCAACGGUGAUAAUAAAAGGGUUAAAACGUUAUCAGAGAGUUCUUCGGGGAGUCCCACAACGAUUCAAGUUACAAUGGAACAUUCUUAUUGUAUUCCGGUUAAAAAUGAUGGCCAAAAUGAGGAAAUUUCCGAUAUUUUAGAACACGAUCAUGGUUACUUAAAAGAUGAGGAAAAUAUAAACAAAGAGGUGACAAAAGAAAACGUUAAAGAAGCGAUUAAGUUGCCGAAAAAAAUAGAAAACAAUGAGAAAAAAUCGAAAGAGAAGAAAUCGAGAAAAAUAAAACAAAAAUUACCCCCAGAAAAAGAAAACAAAUACGACAACAUAAACAAUUACAUUGAAACCACUAAAAAUCAUCACUACCAAAUAACACCUCCAAAUAACACCCAAAAAUUAAUCCUUCACGAUACUAAAUUCGAAGAGCGCGAUAUCACCACGGAAAUGAAUAUACUUUAUGAAUUUUUAACGAAAGGUAUCGACUCAGAGGAUAUUGAGUAUAUGAGGACUGCGUAUGAGGCUAUGUUGGCGAACGAUUCUUUGGGUUAUUGGUUAAACGACACGCAUUGGGUCGAUCAUUGCGUAACGGAUUUGUAUUCGUGCCCCGCGCCGAUUAUUAAAAAGAAAAAGAAAGAUCAAGAGGUGCCACGAAGAGUGCACGCGUCGGGUUGUGCGAGAACUGAGGGUUAUUAUAAAGUUGCCGCGCAAGAAAAAGCCAAGUAUAAAUAUCAUCACGCGAAAUCGCACUCGAAUACAUCCCCGAAUGUUCCUGUUACGAAAAUGCAAGGGUUAUCAAGAGAAGCUAGAUCGAAUCAACGACGAUUAUUAACAGCUUUCGGUACAGAUACAGAUUCCGAUUUGCUCAAAUUUAAUCAAUUGAAGUUUCGUAAAAAACACCUCAAAUUCGCUAAAUCGGCCAUCCACGAUUGGGGUUUAUUCGCAAUGGAGCCGAUCGCCGCCGAUGAAAUGGUCAUCGAAUAUGUAGGUCAAAUGGUUCGGCCCUCUGUGGCUGAUUUAAGAGAAUCGAAAUACGAAGCAACCGGAAUUGGGAGUUCGUAUUUGUUCCGAAUCGAUUUAGAAACGAUUAUCGAUGCAACUAAAUGCGGGAAUUUAGCGCGGUUUAUUAACCACAGUUGUAACCCCAAUUGCUACGCUAAAGUGAUAACUAUCGAGUCGCAAAAGAAAAUUGUGAUCUAUUCGAAACAAAGUAUUGGUGUAAACGAGGAGAUAACUUAUGAUUACAAGUUUCCAAUUGAGGAUGAGAAGAUACCGUGUUUGUGUGGGGCCGCUACGUGUCGAGGGACGUUGAAUUAAAAAUUUUCUAUAUACAUUUUUUCGAUUUAACAAAUCUAAACAAUAAUUUAUU
This is a messenger RNA of Onthophagus taurus, 2492 nucleotides long. The record is from RefSeq and is a predicted model, not a curated record. Lineage: Eukaryota; Metazoa; Arthropoda; Insecta; Coleoptera; Scarabaeidae.